AUGAGAACGAUGAGGAAGAAGAAAAUAAAUACCAGGUAAGCGCCAUAUUAACGUUGAUGGCCAAUUAAUGGCUGGUGUUACGAAGCCUGUUUAGCAUAAACAGCGGUUAGGCCAAGACUAAAAAUAUAACUUAUAUACAUCUUGCGAACGAGUGAACUGUAAUAAUACAAUGAAUAAAUAUGUCGUUGGAAACUAACUUCUUCUCUUUAAUUUCAUUUAAAACUAGUUAAUUAAGUUGUUCAAUGAAUCUACAGACAUGUUCUCUAUUUUGACCGUAAUCUACAGACAUGUUCUCUAUAUUGAUCUUUGUGGAACAUUGGAUGUUCUAGAGCCUGUCAUAUCAUUGAUACUAAGAGCACAAGCUGUACAUUUUCCACCUUGGAGGAUUGUUACGUGGUUUUCAAGAAUGAUCAAGAUCCUGAAGGUGUGGAAGCAAACCUUGAAGCGGUGUUGGAAACAAUCCCUGAAGAGAAGUUGCCGAAGCUUUCUAAGCACUGGGAAGAAUUGACUCCACCCACGAGUUCUGUGAAGAUGAAGUGGAUUAUGGUGCCUUUCAGGUAA
Molecule: messenger RNA, 561 nt
Organism: Paramuricea clavata
Lineage: Eukaryota; Metazoa; Cnidaria; Anthozoa; Malacalcyonacea; Plexauridae
Source: the annotation of a GenBank genome assembly